AUGUCAUUCUUCAUUUACGGGACGUUGUUGUUGUCUUUUUUAUUGUCUGCCAGCUUGAACUACUACCUGUGGCCAGAGCUGCUUACCAAGCUAGGAAGCCAGUUCUUUCCCGACUUUGAGAGAUCAAUAAAGAUCUUCCACACCUCAGACCCCGAUUUCAAAUGCAUUCAUUUGUUACAAAAGCAGAAGAGAAGAUGCAAAGGGUCUAUUAUCACAACAGCUAGACGUUUUGCAACAUUGCUGCGUGAGGUACUCCUCGUGGCCCGCUGGGAUGAUCCGCAGACGCACAAAAUGUUAUAUAUGUAUUCUCAGCUCUGCCACUGUCCAAUUCACCAGAUUGCCGAGGAAAAUGUGACUGCCAUGUAUAAGAGAUGGGAGAUAGAAUUGAAGGAUACUUCACUCAGAUCAUCUUUCAGCACUUUCAUCGCCUACAAGCUGUUAAGGCAUCGAAUUGCUGGCCACUUCCCCGUUGAAGACGAAGACGAAGACGAAGACGAAGACGAACCAUCAGAAAUCGAGCAUUCUGCCGAGAGCCAUGCCUCAGGUCUGCAGAGUCCUGAAAUGUACCCACAGAAUAAGCGCUUCACGCCCACUCGUAACCUUCAGUGCAGAAAUCCCGCCGCUUCUCAGCAGCCUUCGCCGGCAUUUGCAAAUGGUGAUGACGCGUCCAACUUUCGCCGUUACUGGGCUGGAUCGGAGAAAGGCUCUCUCUAUUUGACCAUUACGAAACGCCUCGACCCGGAUGAGCUCAAAUCUGGCUUCAUUUACAUACUCAUUCAUCCGACAUUAGAGCACUAUGUCAAGAUAGGCUACUCGACUGAACUUGAGAAACCCGAGUAUCGUCUGGAAGAAUGGAAAGCUUCGUGCAACUUGAAAUACAGACUGCACAAGUCUUACACGACCAGGUAUGCUAAGCGAGUUGAGUCGCUUGUGUUUUCAGACCUUUGCAAACACCGAUACGAGUUGCGCUGCGGCCCGUGCAGGAAGGUCCACAACGAGUGGUUCUACAUCGGCUCUGAAAAUGCUGAACGAGUGGUUAAUUACUGGGUUGACUGGAUUGCUACACUGGCACCCUAUCGAGGCCUCAAACUCAAGCGCGAUUUCGUUCGAGCAAUGUUUGAUGUCGUAGCGCAGCCUGAAGACCAAAACGUCGUCACAGGUCGUAUGGGCCGAUUUCUCUACGAUUCCAGCAACAACACAUGGGUCGAUCACUCUAUCCUCCUUGGCAUACGUUCUCGAAAAAGCACUCCGCCUGCCGACACCACACAAGCUGCCAAGGCCAUAAGGGCCGAAGAUCCUUCUAUGAACACGCCGACACUGCUGCAGAACCGGGUUAGCGAUGCUCUUUCAGAACCUGAGAGGACACACAGAAAGCCCACUCAUACUACAACUCCAAAAGAAACCACCAACAGAGUGGUGAAGUCACCCGAAGCCGCGCUCUUGCCAACAUCUCCUGACUCGAAACCUGGACUUGUACGUCGAAGGCUCUUCUCUUCAACAUCCAGCGCGCAGGCAACAGCCUCGUCUUCUCCUCCUCCGUCCCGCGCAAACAUGCCGCCCCCUCGCAGUCUUCCAACGUCGUUAAGACCAUCCCCAGCCAGUUUGAGUGAGAAUGUUCGUGAUGCUGAAGAUACGCCCUCCAAAUCCAGAACAACACGUGAACGUGGUUCUGAAACUAAAGCUACUCAACGACGAAAAGGUGCAAAGUCGUCCAAGAUGCCAGUCCAUGAUCCAUGUUCUCCGGAGGUGAGGCUUUGCAUGCCGCCCGACAAUGGCAUGGAUCAGGAAACUUCAGGAAGUAAGGCUGCACAGGAUAAUUCCAACAACCAGAUCGAUGAGAUGAUGGUUUCAGACGGUGUUCUUUCACCCUUGCAGUUGCCGUCUCCACGAGUUGAGUCAGAGAGCUGCCUCGUGUCAGACGCCAUGGAGUCCAAGCUCCCGCGAGGCACACCAGAUCGUCAAACAGUCCAUACCCCUGCUCAGUCCGCGGCGAACUUGCCUCUUCGCUUCAGAGAAGUCAUCGACUUAACUCUCGAAGACAAAGUUAAUUCAGAUGACGAAGACAUCCGAAGAGCUUCUGCGCCGCAAAUAUUGCAUACACCUCCAGACUCGGGAAGUAAGAAGAGAAAGAAAAGCUCAAGGCGCUCAACUUCAGGCAAGCGCAUAUCCAUUGGUGAUACCGUGGAGCAGUAG
Messenger RNA from Cladophialophora bantiana CBS 173.52, 2193 nucleotides. RefSeq lists its product as uncharacterized. NCBI's taxonomy places the organism in Eukaryota, Fungi, Ascomycota, Eurotiomycetes, Chaetothyriales, Herpotrichiellaceae. The transcript has a single exon. Bases 1 to 2193 code for a protein of 730 amino acids. The record is from RefSeq and is a predicted model, not a curated record.